Molecule: messenger RNA, 3672 nt
Organism: Striga hermonthica
Lineage: Eukaryota; Viridiplantae; Streptophyta; Magnoliopsida; Lamiales; Orobanchaceae
Source: the annotation of a GenBank genome assembly
AUGGCUUCUCUCAUCACCAACGGCAUCUCGCCUUUCUACUCACAACCUAUAUCCGAGCACUCGAAAGGUUCUAUAUUAUUCCACCCCACCCCCAAAUCCCCCUUCUACAGGAACCCUAAUUCAAGAACCUCUCUCAAAAUCAGGGCUGACAUCGGGUACGAUUCAAAGACCGCCGUCGAAUCUCCAGUUAAUAAACCGUCCAGUUCAUCACCCAACGACGACGACGACCCGCUCCAGAAAUUCUUGAAGAGGGACUACAAAUGGGGCUUCACUCAGGAAAUCGACUCGUUCACCAUUCCAAAGGGUCUGUCCGAGGAGACUAUCAGGUUAAUCUCCUCGAGGAAGGACGAACCCGAUUGGAUGCUGGAUUUCAGAUUAAAAUCUUAUUCGAAAUUUAUGACUAUGAGGGAGCCCCAAUGGUCCGACAAUCAGUACCCUAGAAUCAAUUUCCAGGACAUCUGCUACUACUCGGAGCCCAAAAAGAAGCCGACUUUGAACUCUCUCGACGAGGCCGACCCAGAGCUGAUCCGGUAUUUCGACAAGCUUGGCGUGCCCCUGAACGAGAGGAACAGGUUAGCCAACGUGGCAGUUGAUGCGGUUCUCGAUAGUGUCUCGAUUGCCACUACCCACAGAAAGACCUUAGAGAAAGCCGGGGUCAUCUUUUGCUCAAUUUCUGAGGCUAUAAGAGAGUAUCCUGAUUUAAUCCGGCAAUAUCUGGGGAAAGUGGUUCCUGAAAACGAUAAUUUUUAUGCAGCCUUGAAUUCGGCCGUGUUCAGUGACGGCUCUUUUGUGUAUAUACCCAAGAACACCAAGUGCCCGAUGCAGAUAUCCACGUAUUUCAGAAUAAAUGCCAUGGAGACUGGCCAAUUCGAGAGGACUCUCAUUGUGGCUGAGGAGGGAAGUUUUGUUGAGUAUUUGGAAGGCUGCACGGCUCCUUCGUACGAUACGAAUCAACUUCAUGCUGCUGUAGUCGAGCUUUACUGCCACGCGGGUGCUGAGAUUAAGUACUCGACCGUCCAGAACUGGUAUGCAGGGGAUGAGAAUGGCAGGGGUGGAAUUUACAACUUUGUGACCAAGAGGGGCCUCUGUGCUGGAGCUCGGUCCAAGAUCUCCUGGACCCAAGUGGAGACGGGCUCGGCUAUAACUUGGAAGUAUCCGAGUGUUGUCUUGGAAGGGGAUGGGUCGGUUGGGGAGUUUUACUCUGUUGCCCUCACGAAUAACUACCAGCAGGCUGAUACGGGCACCAAGAUGAUACACAAGGGGAGGGACACGAGGAGCAGGAUUAUUUCCAAAGGGAUCUCAGCUGGAAAUUCGAGGAAUUGUUACAGGGGCCUUGUUCAGGUGAUGUCGGGUGCGGGUAAUGCGAAGAACUCGUCUCAGUGCGAUUCAAUGCUGAUUGGGGAUAAAGCUGCAGCCAAUACUUAUCCUUAUAUUCAGACGAGAAACCCCACGGCCCGCGUUGAGCACGAGGCCACCACAUCGAAAAUUGGUGAGGAUCAGUUGUUCUACUUCCAACAGAGAGGCAUUGACUACGAGAAAGCCAUGGCUGCUAUGAUCUCUGGUUUUUGCAGGGAUGUUUUCAAUGAGCUGCCGGACGAGUUUGGUGCCGAGGUCAACCAGCUGAUGAGCCUGAAGCUCGAAGGAUCUGUAGGGUCUGACGGUGGAAUCCUGAUCCACCUUCAGUACCUGGGUGAAAGACAGACUUUCACCCCUGUUCAGAUUCUGGCUAUGCUUUUAUCUCAUUUAAAGCAGCUCACGGAGAAAAAUCUUGAGACACGGGUCGAGAACUGUGUGAUCGGUGUUCCUUCUUACUACACGGCCAACCAGAGGCGCGCGUAUCUGCAAGCGGCUGAGAUUGUGGGCCUGAAGCCCAUGAGGCUGAUGCAUGAAUGCACGGCUAUCGGGCUUGAAUACGGUAUAUACAAGACGGAUUUUUCCGGGAGGGGCCCGACGAAUGUUGUCUUUGUGGAUAUAGGCCACAGCGAUACCCAGGUCGCUGUGAUCUCGUUCGAGCCUGGGCACAUGAAGGUGCUGUCCCAUGCAUUUGACAGCAAUUUAGGAGGACGGGACUUUGAUGAGGUUUUAUUCCGACAUUUUGCCGCUCAAUUUUUGGAACAAUACAAAAUCGACGUUUGUUCGAGUACAAGGGCUUCCAUAAGGCUGAGGGCCGCGUGUGAGAAGCUGAAGAAGGUCCUGAGUGCGAACCCGGAGGCCCCUCUCAACAUUGAGUGCUUGAUGGAUGAAAAAGAUGUUAAGGGAUAUAUUAAGAGGGAUGAGUUCGAGAGGCUGGCAUCCGGGUUGCUUGAGAGGAUCGGGAUUCCUUGUCGUAAGGUUUUGCACGAAUCUAGAUUGACAGUGGAUAAGAUUCACACGGUGGAGCUUGUCGGGUCGGGUUCGCGGAUACCGGCUGUUACGAAGAUUCUGAACUCGAUAUUUCGGAAGGAGCCUGGACGGACGUUGAACGCAAGCGAGUGCGUGGCCCGUGGUUGUGCAGUUCAGUGUGCGAUGCUUAACCCUGCUUUCCGAGUGAGAGAGUAUGAGGUGCAGGAUUGUUUCCCAUUCUCAGUUGCAUUUGCAUCAGAUCAUGGGCCUGUCUGCUCAUUGGCAGGUGGAGUGUUGUUUCCUAAAGGCAGUGCUUUUCCAAGCAUGAAGACGCUUACUUUCAGAAAUGAGAUAUUUCACAUGGAAGCCUUCUACUCGAAUCAGAAUGAGCUGCCUCCUGGUGUCUCGCCAAGAAUUAGCUCUUUUAAGAUCGGACCGUUUAGGGUCUCUCAUGUAGAGAAUAUGAAGAUAAAGCUUAAAGUUGUGCUAAACAUCAACGGGAUUGUCUCCAUAGAAUCUGCCUCUCUGAUAGAUUAUCAUGCGAAUGAGUCCAAUGUAAACAACAACAUCGAUACGCAUUCUGAAAAUUUGGAGCAAAUCAAUAGCGAGUCCUUUGACAAAGCAAAUGGUCAUUUAGGUCAUGAAAUUAGAAGGUUAAAAGCUAUUAGAAGGCAGGAUGUUUUUGUUGAUGAGAAUGCAUAUGGUGGAAUGACACAGUCGGAGCUCACACAUGCUCAAGAAAAAGAACUUCAGUUAGCUCAGCAGGACAUUAAAAUGGAAAGGACCAAAGAUAAGAAAAAUGCCCUAGAGGCCUAUGUUUAUGAAACACGGAAUAAGCUUUUAAAUACUUACCGGAGCUUCGUUACUGAUGCUGAAAAAGAAGGGAUUUCAAGUAACCUGCAACAAACUGAGGAAUGGCUUUAUGAAGAUGGAGAUGAUGAGUCUGAAUUUGUGUAUGCUGAAAAGUUAAAGGAUUUGCAGAAGAUGAUGGAUCAAAUUGAAUAUCGAUAUAAAGAUGGAGAGGCCAGGGCAGUUGCAACGAGACACCUACUAAAUUCUGUAGUGGAGUAUCGCAUGGCUGCAAGUUCACUUCCCCCUGCUGAAAAAGACGCAGUUAUUGGAGAAUGCAAUAAAGCAGAGGAGUGGCUUCGAGAAAAAACCCAAUUGCAGGAUUCACUUCCCAAGAAUGCGGAUCCUGUACUUUGGUCUGGUGAGAUCACAAGAAGAGCUCAGGCCCUUGAUGAGACGUAUAAACGUGUGGUGGGUGGAAACAAGUCCCCGUCCCCACAACCAGAUGCUGCUAGAGAAUCGGGCACACGAAGUAACAGAGACGACAUGGACGUCGAUUAA